Salarias fasciatus (jewelled blenny) is the source of this 806-nucleotide messenger RNA. It is a transcript of the gene tmem186, whose product is annotated as transmembrane protein 186. Gene Ontology annotation, cellular component: mitochondrion. The record is from RefSeq and is a predicted model, not a curated record. The coding region runs from base 119 to 790 and encodes 223 amino acids. The transcript has 2 exons. Lineage: Eukaryota; Metazoa; Chordata; Actinopteri; Blenniiformes; Blenniidae.
UAAGCACUUCCGGGUCAAAGUGCAAAGCUUCACUUGAUGUCAUUCUGCACUGCAUAGCUUGAUAACUUUUUUAUUCUCUUUCGCUCUAUGUAUCAAUAUAUUUCAUUUAUUUACGACCAUGAUGAGGUCUUUGCUGCCGUGCAGGUCGGUUUCUCACAUCCUGUCCUGUACGAGAGGGCCAUGUCUGCUCACAGCUCGGACUCCUCCUAGUUUGCAGCAUCGUUCACUCGCAGGUUACCCAGCAGUCCAGCAGAGCCUCCAACGAUCCCUGUCACCUAAAGUCACUCCCCUGGUCAGAUACUCGGAUUUAGCAACUGAAAAGUACACUAUGAUUUACACUCUGCCGUACAUUAAACACCUCAGAGCGGUGUCCAGACUGAAGCUGCUUCAAACCGCCUUCACAGUGGUCAUCUUACCCCCAGUUUACGUCCUCUACUUCCAGGGGUCUGCCCCCUUCUUUCUCGUCAGCUACACAACGGGGAUCGCGCUGUUUGCAGGCGUCAUGCUGUACUCUCUCAGUCACUUCUUCAGAAGGGUUGUGGGGAUGAUGUACCUCGACCAGACUCAAACCACGCUCAAAGUGUCCCACCUCUCCUUCUGGGGCAAACGCAGGGAUUUUUACCUGCCUGUCUCGGACGUCAUGACCAUCGCAGACACGGGGGAUACUCUGAGUGAGACCAUAUUGAAACUAAAGACAUACAGCAGUACAAACACGUUCUAUUUCUCCACUUAUUUUGGACGUGUGGUGGACAGACAUCAGUUUGAAAAAGUGUUUGGAAGUUUAAAAUGACCGUUUGCUCAGAAUG